Molecule: messenger RNA, 3663 nt
Organism: Cladocopium goreaui
Lineage: Eukaryota; Dinophyceae; Suessiales; Symbiodiniaceae
Source: the annotation of a GenBank genome assembly
AUGCUAUCUGCUGAUGAAAAACCCUGCUACCGGCUACAUCCAGCUACUGCCUUGUCCCAGGCAGCUACUGAUGCGCAGACGGGAGCAACUGAGCAUGCGAUUUGCCCAAAAAAUUGGGAGUGGCCGAUCGGCUCAAAAACCCGCGAGCCCAAUCCAGCCCGGCUACGACGAGGCACGAUGCCAGAGUAUCAUCCUGGAACUGAUGUUGAGAUCCCGAGCGGUGUGCCGAGCAGUGGCUUUCGUAAUGCCAUUCCCAAUGCGAAGCGAUACAUGAAGCACAACAUGGUGGAGAUCAAGGCUGUUCGCGAGGCGUCCUAUACUGGCGACUAUGCGAAGCUUCAGGAGAUGCUUGCGACGGGAGACGAGAAGACCCUGUUCAAUGGAGAUUUGAAUGGCUUUGUGAACAACAUCACCGCGCUGCAUAUGGCCGCAAUGGCGGGGCAGACGGAGGGUGUGGAGCUAUUGCUGAAAGCCAAGGCGGACCCUCACGUGAAGGAGAGCAUGAAGUAUGGAAAUGAUCCGGAGGACGGGCGCACGGCACUGGAAUUUGCCAAGGCUGCUGGAUACGAUGACAUCGUCGAAAUUCUGGAGCAUGCAGAGAAGGAAAUGCCUUAUGGUUGGUAUGUUCCCUCUGGAGAGGGCAACAAUGCCAAGGUCUACAACUGCUGGGAGUGGGGCAAGAAACCGACCAAAGGGUACUUCUCUUCUCGCCCUGGAGCGGCUGAAGCCAAUGGUUUUGAUCCGAUGAAAUACGGCACUGGCCCUGUGAAGGACGACGAUGAUGAGGAGGAGGUGGUCCAAAAGUUGGAUGCUCCAAAGAUUGCAGCGCCAACGAAGGCCCUGCCAGCCGCCGCCGCAUCUGGGCCUGCACCGCUGCCAGUGGCCUUGCUCUUCCCUGGUCAAGGAUCUCAAUGUGUGGGAAUGCUGAAGCAGGUCAAGGAUAUUCCAGCCGUGCAGGGAAUGCUGAGCUCUGCCAAGGACAUUCUAGGUUAUGAUGUAUUGGAUCUGUGCUUGCAGGGCCCAGAGGCCAAGUUGGAGGAGACCCGCUUCUGCCAGCCUGUGAUGUUCCUUGCUGGACUCGCAGCGGUUGAGAAGCUGAAGAGUGAGAAGUCUGAUCAUGCCACUCGUUUCGAAGCUGCUGCUGGUCUCUCCUUGGGUGAAUAUACCGCCCUUUGCGCAGCUGGAGCGUUUACUUUUGAGUAUGACGUGCUGCCACGUUGGUUGCUGCUCCUUGCAGCAUGGCCCUGUGUGGCCGUAGUGUUAGAGACGCCAGCGAAGCGGAAGAAAACGCUGCCCAAAGGGCUCUUGAGGGAUGACCUUCAAGGACCUUUAUUCGUGCACAUCCCAAAGACAGCAGGCACCUCGAUUUGGAAGGCACUGGGUCCCAACUACACGGACUCGGGCAGGUAUCCUGAGGUGGCCUUUUUUUGCAUGAAGCACAACCCUCCCAAGGAGCAUGUGCCAGAUAGCUGGGCGGUGGUACGUGAUGUUUGCGAUCGCUUGGUGUCGGAGUUUGCUUGGGCUCGAUUGCAAGGAUGGUAUCAAGCGUAUCAAAAAGAUGGCUUGCACUACCACGAAGAGCCCAAUUGCACCACUUUCAAUAAGUGGGUGACCUUGGUCAUGAAGAAGUACGAGCAGGACUCUGACGUGGAAGAUUGCCAUCUCAUCCCACAGUGGUGCUGCGUGCCUGCAAUGUGCUUCAAGUUGCCAGUACGCUAUGCUUCGAAGGUGGACAAGAUGAUCCCUUUGUCUCAGCAUUUGGAAAGCGACAUCCACAAGAUGGACCCACGCUUGAGUCACGUCGACUUGCACAGUAGCAACAGCCAUUCUCAUGUGGCGAAGCGAAUGAACGUGUCCUGUGGCUGCCUGACGCCUGCAAACCUACAUGCAGUUCAAAGUCACUUCUUGGAGGACUUCGUCCAUCUCAGGAGCGUACUAGGACCAUCGAAGUACGAGCCCAAAGCUGAUGUGCUCACAGUUCCACAGAAAGGGAAAAGCGAUGCCAAAGUGAAGCAGGGUGGUGCAGCCAUGCAGGACGCAGCCUCCAUCGGGAAGCAGGCGAUGCUCUCUGUGGCUGGCUUUGAAAAGGAGAAGUUGUCAGGUCUCUGCGAGGAGGCCCGCAAGUUCGAAGGUGCUAAGGGCGUCUGUCAGAUUGCCAAUGAGCUCUUCCCGAAAGGAUUCUCUUGCGCUGGCACAGAGACAGCUAUCAACAAGCUCAAGGAGUUGGCUGAUAGCGGUGGAGCCCUCCAGGCGAAGGUCUUGAAGACCUCCGGCGGCUUCCACACCUCUUUGAUGGAGCCGGCGAAAGCCAAGCUGGCGCAGGCCCGACAGCCGAUUCCAUGGCGCCACGCCGUGGAGGUUUCCGAACGGAACACGGAGGUAGAUGCGGAGCGCGAACAGCUCCGCGGGGCCUGGCAGCGGCUCUCAGAGGAGAGGGACCUGACCACCGAGCAUUUGGAGAAGCUGAGACAAGAGACUGAGGAGUGGUGCUACCGUGAGAAACUCAAAAUUGACAAUGAGUGGCAGCGCCUCAAUCAGUUGAGUGAGGAAAUGACUAAGAUGUGGCCAGCGACAGUGGAAAUCCUGGAAAUCAACUGUUCUGGUGAGCAUUUCACGAUUCCUCGAGAGACGAUCUGUGGAAUCGAGGGCUCCGUUCUGUCGGAGAUGUUCAGUGACGAAUUUCUCCAUGAAAUACCCAGAGACGAAGAGGGUCGUUUUUUCCUGGAUUUCAAUCCUCAGUGCUUCGGCAUGGUGGUGGAGUAUCUGAGAAACCGCCGCUUGCGUGCGGACGCGCCCUUGCCGCUGGUGCCACAAAUGCAGAAGCGAAACAUGGAACUCUUGGCCGAAGCCUGGAAAUUGUGGCCUUUCCUGAAGACCAAUCGACUGAACCAACUCCAUGGAACGUCUUUGCACAUCUCCACUCAGCUCGUUGAUCAAAAGGAGCUGCACAUCAUUCGAGCCACACACCCUGGAUGGCAGGUGCUUGGGGCUGAGCAGCCACUGCCCGUGUCCACGCUUUCCUACUUCGAAGUCAAAGUCUUGCAGAACCCGGACACGCGCGGAGGCUUGGCGCUGGGGGUCUGUGGCCACUUGCCAAGUGGCACCGAGACACAUUCCAUUCGCUUACAGCAGUGCGUUUUGUACAACAGCAACAAUGGGCUGCUGGGAGAUUCCAUUGGCGAGCAUGACGUGAAAGCUGGCCUCAAUCUCUGUGACGGUGAGAGUCUUGGCCUUUGUCACGACGUGAUCUCUGGGAGCCUCCAGUGGUACCACAACCGUCAAUUGAUCGGCACAUCGACCUUCAAAGCGCGAUGGAGUUCGGUGUUUCCGGUCUUUGGACUCUACGUGCCCGGACAGUCGGUUGCUGUGGACUUUCAAGCUGAGGCCUUAGAUGACAUGCUGCCCAGAAUGCAGCCGUUGAAGCAUAGCGUCUACAUGAACACCACGGGAGAGGCACUAAAGCCUGGCACAGAACCCAAGGCAGUGGUUGAGCUGCUGAAGAAGCAGCUCACCAGCCCAGUCCUCUGGGAGCCAUCGAUGCAGAAGAUGAUUUCGUCUGGGAUCACGGAUUUCUAUGAGUGCGGCCCCAACAAGCAGAUCAAGGCAAUGAUGAAGCGCAUCAAUCCAAAGGCUUGGGGUGCGACCACCAACGUGGAGGUCUGA